AUGGCUGAUAAGGAAAAGAAAAGCAAUAUUAUUCCACACGAAGAUGUUCUGCAUUUUUCUGACGAUGACAGUAUGAGUAUUCAAGACGCUGAAGUUAGUGAUAGUGAACACGAUUUAUUGAUAAGAUUAUCACAACAAGCACAACAUCGUCGAGCAUCCCAAAAUCAGUACCACAAUGAUAUUAAUGUCAUAGGUGAUGACUCCAAUAAUGAUACGACUACUAGUUUAGAUCUUGAAGUUGUUUCAAGUGAACAUGAUAUCGAAGAUCACUUGGAUGACGAAAUUAUUGAAGAAGAAGACGACAACGACGACGACGACGACGACAAUAGUGAAAACAACGAAGAUGAUUAUUCACUCUAUUAUCGUCAUGGUUUUCAGGAUCGUGAUGAUGAUUUUGAGGAUUCCGAUUCUUUGAGUAUGAUGGAGACUGCUGAUUUUUUACGUCAAUUAAUGCAAGCAAGAAGAAAUAGAACCGCCGAAAUUCAUAAUCUGAGUAGUGAAACCGCUGGACAAAGCCUAAAUGAGGAUGAUGAAAUGGAUGAUGAUGAUAAUGACAAUAUCAACGGUGACGGUGGCGAUGAUAAUGACGAGAAUCGAAACGAGGAUGACGAAGAAAUCGAAGAAGGUGAAGAGGAUGAAGAUCCUCGUGCUGAAUUCUUAAGGGUCAUUGGCUUAGUUACAGGCGGCAAUAGAAACAAUAGUAAUGGUGAUACCAACUCUAGUGGUAACGAUCUUGUUGAUGUAAUGCAAAGAUUAAUGGGAGGUGGGUCUGUUUUUGAUGGAGGUUCUGCUCGUGAUAGUGGCGAGAUAGAUGCAUUGGUCAACAAUUUGAGUCAAAGACAGGACACCUACAUUGUUCUUGAAUCUUUGAAUGAAUUAUCUGAAAGAUUAUUGAUGAUGAACGGAUUAACUGCCGAAAGACUAAUUCCAGCAAAUAAAUUGGCCAGAAGCUUAGUUGAAAUAAUGGAGGAUCCUAAGUUGGACGAGGAAUUGGAACUACAUUUAGUCGCAUGUCGAUGUUUGUACAAUUUCUUGGAAGUUAACCAGGAUUUCAUUCAUGAUGCUUUGAAUAACAAUGCCAUUCCUGCCUUAUGCAAUAAACUUACUGAGAUUAAAUAUAUUGAUUUGACUGAACAAGCAUUGCAAACACUUGAGAUGAUUUCGCGAGACCCAAUUUCUCAUAACAGCAUCAUAUCAAACAAUGGUUUAAGUGCAUGCCUACAGUAUUUGGAUUUUUUGACAAUUCAUGCCCAACGUAAAUGCUUGACUAUUAUUGCAAAUUCAUGCAGUAAUAUCUCCAUCACGAAUUUCCCAAGAGUGAAAGAGGCAUUCAAUGGUAUUGCCGAAGUCGUGAGAAAUCACAACGAUAAGGUGGUGGUUGAAAAUGCAUGGUUAACCAUUUCAAGAAUUGUUAUGUGUUUCAAAAACAAACCUGAUCUAUUAAAUGAAUUGUUUGCUGACAAGGAGUUACUUUUCAAAGAGUUGACAAAAGUAAUCCUUGUGAGUUGCAACAAGUCUCUGAAUACUAGCUCAGAAUCAAGUCAAGUGACACUUAAUGACGGAUCCAACUUGAGUUUAAUUACAUCCUUGAUAAUUUUAGUCAGUGUGAGUGUCGAUGUUUCCCGGAUAUUGAUUAGUGAGUGUGAAAUCGGGUCUGUAAUCGUUAAAUCAUUAAAUAAAUAUGCGAAACAGAAUCAGGAAAUUGACCCUUUGAAGAGUCAUUCUGAUAGUAUUUCUAUCGAGGCUUUGAUGUCUGCACCAAAAGAUUUGAUAUCUCAAUUUUUAAGUUUGAUUGGGUAUUUAUUGCCGAUUACAUAUCCCCCGUCUGAUGCUUUAUAUCUAGGACCUAAUUAUGAACAAGAUAAAGAGAGACAAAAUAUAAAUCAAACUAGGAUUGAACUAUGCACUCAAUUAAUACCUACUGAUUAUUGGAAGUUUGUCAAUGAUAUUUGGUCACUACUAAUACUUAGUUUUCAAGCAACCAUGGAUUUUGAUAUUAGAAGAAAAGGGUUUGUCAACUUGUAUCGUAUAAUUUGCUCAAAUGAAAGCGAUUUCUCAGUUAUCAAAGAUGUGGAUUCUAUUGCAGGGUUAUUAGCUAAUGUUGUUACUCAAUAUCAAUCAAUUGUAAUCAAAGAUUUUGCAAGUGUGGAAAUUAAUGAAGACGAUAUGGUAAGCACCGAUGUUGAAGAAAGCAAGGAUGUCGAUCAAGGCAGAACAUCCCAAGAAGAUGAAGAAGAAGAAGACGAUUAUGGCGAGGACGAUGACGAAGACGAGGAUGUAGUACAUGAGGAUGAAGAAUUUUCAACCUUAGAUAGUCGAGGUGCAUCUAGCAUUCAGAGUAGUGCAUCAUCAUUACCGGAAGAUGUUAACAAAUUGAAUUCGUUGAUGUUAUUACUAAGCUCAUUGAAAAUCAUCAAAGUUUUACUUGAAAAAUCGCCAUUGAUAUUUAUUGGUGUAUUUGAAAAAGAGGGUUUGAUUAAUGACGUAUUAAGACUUUUGAAUACAUUGAAAGACAAAAUUGAUCUUGAUGUGAAAGAUCCGAGAGCAUCUAUCAAUCUGAUGAUGAGUGCAUAUUCAAACAAAUUUAUUGAUAGCGAGUUCACUAAGGAAUACGAGUAUAAGCUAACAAGCAUGGUUAUCUAUCGCAAUAUUGUUAAUAUUACCACUGAUAUUAAUGCCAUAUAUCAACAAAGUAAAGAUGAAGGAUUGCAAAACUUAUCCGAUAGUAUGAGGAUAUUACAAGAAGUCAAGACAAGUUUAUCUAAUCAUAGAACCAUCAAAUCUUUUAGUUAUAAUCAGUGGUUAGAAUUGUGGAAUAAUUUGAAACUUGUAUUUCGUGGGUCAUUAUCAGUUUCAAGUUUUGAAUUGAUUUCAUCUGGUGUUAUAGAAACAUUGACCAAAUUGUUUAGUUCAGAUUAUGGUUUAGAAUCAAACGAUUGUUACAAAGCAUUUACUGCAACGUUUUGGAGCGAUGAUUCUGCUACACUUUUGGUUCAGAAACUUCAAGAAGCAUUAACAAGAACAGAAUCAUUCGAUAUUGUUUCAGCUACCAGUGGCACAAGUAAUCAAUCAUCAUUUGCCCGAGAUCGAAACCAAGCAGCAAUUAUGGCAAGUCAAAUCAAAUUGAAAUUGACGGCUGAAGGUGAAAAUACUGAUCAAAGUAAAUUACCUGGGAAUAUGCAAAAUAUGAUUUUAUCAGUUCAUGCUAUUGCCACUUUUAAAUCAGUUUUCGCAUUUUUAAAGCAAAGGUUUGAGUUUUUCGAGGAAUUGGGAGGUUCGUUAAGUCGUAGUUCCAAUAAUGAAGAUUCAGAACGCAAGCAGGAUUUGAAUAUUGAAUUUUUGAUAAAUGGGGAAGUGAUCCCCAAUGAAACAACAAUCUAUGGUGCCAUUUAUCGUUCUUUACAGGAAAAACCAGAUGAAGAUGUUAACUCAAGUAGAAUUUGGUCUAAAGUCCAUGAUGUCACUUAUCGUAAAGUGAGUGCUGAAGUUAGUAAAGAGUCUCCAUUCACUAAUUUUAACUUCCAUUAUAAUGUUGACCGGGAAUUGAGUAUCUAUGACGACACGACUAUUAACAUUUUAAAGUUAUUGAAAAUAUUGUUCCGAAUGAAUAAUAAUAAUAAUAAUAAUAGUGGUAAUGGACUCCAUAAUGUGUCUACUAAGGAGUUUACCAAUUGGAAAUUGACUGUGAAGUUGAAUCGACAAUUGGAAGAGCCAUUGGUUGUUGCUAGUGGUACUUUGCCAGGUUGGAGUAUUCACCUAACUAAACAAUUUCCGUUUAUUUUCCCAUUUGAAACGAGAAUAUUCUUUUUACAAUCAACUUCGUUUGGUUAUUCUCGUUUAAUUCAUCAAUGGCAAUUACGUACAAAUCAUAACGGUGAUGAUAAUUCCAGUGGUGUUAAUGGGAAUCAAGGUAACAAUCAAAGAUUGCAAUUGGGUAGACCUACAAGACAUAAAGUGAGAAUUUCGAGAAAAAUGAUGUUGCAGAGUGCGGUGAAAGUAUUGGGGAUGUAUGGAUCGACCCCAGGAAUUUUGGAAAUUGAAUAUUUCGAUGAAGAAGGUUCGGGAUUGGGUCCAACUUUGGAAUUUUAUUCAACCGUGUCUAAAGAGUUUUCUAAGAAAAAAUUACGGUUAUGGAGAGAUGACGAACCAAGACAAACUGUUAGCAUUGAUGAUGAAUCUUAUGUUGUCAACAAAUGCGGAUUGUUUCCUAGACCAAUGGAUAAAGCUCAAUUAUCUAGUGAAAAUGGUCGCAAAGUGUUGUAUUUUUAUUCCUCAUUAGGUAAAUUCAUUGCUCGUGCCCUAUUGGAUUCCAGAAUUAUAGAUUUUAAUUUCAACCCUGUAUUUUUGCUGCUAAUUCAAUUAUUGAAUAAAACUAGUGGAAUAAGUUAUACUUCUAAGACCAGUACAUCAAAAUUAUCGAAGAAAAUGGCUACUAUUAGUAACUUACGAUUAGUUGAUCCUACGUUAGCGGAUUCUUUAGAACAUUUAAAUAAGUAUAUUCAGUUGUUUGAAUUCAAUUCUGACAUUCAUAAUGUGACAGUUGAUGGGGCAAGUGUUGAGGAUUUGGCAUUGUUUUUUGAGUUACCUGGUAAUCCAGACUAUGAAUUGAUUCCUAAUGGAAGUGAUACCCUAGUUACUGCAGAUAACUUGGAGCUUUAUAUUAACAAAGUGAUUGAGGCAACUUUAUUUAGCGGCAUCCUUACACAGACUAAAGCGUUUAUGGAUGGAUUUUCUAAAGUUUUCCCAAUAAACUCAUUAAUAAUAUUUUCGUCACGUGAGUUGGUUGGAUUAUUUGGUAACGCUGAAGAGGAUUGGACAAUGGAUACUUUAACUUCAAGUAUAGCUGCUAAUCAUGGAUAUACUAAAGAUUCUGAAGCUAUAAAAUCAUUAAUUGAUAUUUUGAUGAAUUUCAAUAUUGAAGAAAAACGAGAGUUUUUACAAUUUUUAACUGGGGCUCCGAAGUUACCUAUUGGUGGAUUUAAAGCACUUAGGCCUGAAUUGACUGUAGUUAGGAAGCAUGCUGAAGAUGGUCUCAAAGAUGACGAUUACUUGCCUAGUGUUAUGACUUGUGCUAAUUAUUUGAAAUUACCAAACUAUUCAAGUAAAGAAGUGAUGAAAGAGAAAUUGAUACAAGCAAUGAAAGAGGGUGCAGGUGCCUUUUUGUUGUCAUAA
Molecule: messenger RNA, 5172 nt
Organism: Candida dubliniensis CD36
Lineage: Eukaryota; Fungi; Ascomycota; Pichiomycetes; Serinales; Debaryomycetaceae
Product: putative ubiquitin-protein ligase
Exons: 1
Coding region: 1-5172 (1723 amino acids)
Biological process (GO): protein polyubiquitination; proteasome-mediated ubiquitin-dependent protein catabolic process
Cellular component (GO): nuclear speck
Molecular function (GO): ubiquitin protein ligase activity
Source: RefSeq, a predicted model, not a curated record